Molecule: messenger RNA, 1143 nt
Organism: Serinus canaria (Common canary)
Lineage: Eukaryota; Metazoa; Chordata; Aves; Passeriformes; Fringillidae
Gene: OTC
Product: ornithine transcarbamylase
Exons: 11
Coding region: 1-1143 (380 amino acids)
Biological process (GO): L-citrulline biosynthetic process
Cellular component (GO): mitochondrion
Molecular function (GO): ornithine carbamoyltransferase activity; amino acid binding
Source: RefSeq, a predicted model, not a curated record
AUGCUGUUUAACAGGAGGAAUUUCGUCAAUAUUGCAAAAGUAGCAGGGACCAGCAAGCAGCUGCUGCGUAAAUUUUGGAUUUUUACUGCAGCCAGUUGGGAAAUUUCUGCAGUUAACAGAGGUGAUGGAAAAGCAAGUUUGGAAAACAACCACAGGUAUGGGACACCAGCUCAAAUGAAUGUUGAUCUGAAAGGUCGGGACCUCCUUACUCUACAGAAUUACACAGCUGACGAGCUGAAGUACUUGCUGUGGAUGGCAUCAGAUUUGAAACAAAGGAUAAAGCAUGAAGGAGAGUAUUUGCCUUUGAUGCAAGGCAAAUCCUUGGCCAUGAUUUUUGAGAAGAGAAGCACAAGAACAAGAUUAUCUGCAGAAGCAGGAUUUGCUCUCCUUGGAGGACAUGCUUCCUUCCUUACAACACAAGAUAUACAUCUGGGCACGAAUGAGAGUCUCACAGAUACAGCAAGGGUGCUGUCCAGCAUGACAAAUGCAAUCUUGGCUCGAGUUUAUAACCAUAAUGAUCUGGACCUAAUGGCAAAAGAAGCCACGAUCCCAAUAAUCAAUGGAUUGUCUGAUUUAUACCAUCCUCUUCAGAUUUUAGCUGAUUACCUAACUCUUCAGGAGCACUAUGGAGGGCUGAAGGGGCUCACCAUGGCCUGGAUCGGGGAUGGCAACAACGUCCUGCACUCCUUCAUGACGAGCGCAGCAAAGCUGGGAAUGCACCUGAGGAUUGCCACUCCCAGGGGUUUUGAACCAGACCCCAGGAUAACUAAAAUAACUGAACAGAACUCCAAAGAGUAUGGUACCAAGUUACUUCUCACCACAGACCCUUUGGAAGCUGCAGACAGUGCCAAUGUCUUAGUCACAGACACAUGGAUAAGCAUGGGACAAGAGGAGGAGAAGAAAGAAAGACUAAAGGCCUUUCAAGGUUAUCAGAUUACAAUGCAGACUGCAAAAUCUGCUGCUUCCAACUGGACUUUUUUACACUGUUUACCCAGAAAACCCGAAGAAGUUGAUGAUGAAGUAUUUUAUUCUCCACAGUCAUUGGUUUUCCAGGAGGCUGAAAACAGAAAAUGGACAAUUAUGGCUGUCAUGGUUUCCCUGCUGACAGAUUACUCACCACAGCUACGAAAACCCACAUUUUGA